AUGCGCGGCCUACUCCCAGGACGGCCGCAGGCUAAGCUGCAAGCUGUCGCCCACGGCUUGUGGGAGGGGAAUCAAAUCAUUGCAUAUAUCUCUGGCAACGCUCUCGUGAUACUCGAUCGCCCCAACCAUGUCAUCCAGACCAUCUACAUGGACGACGAGGAGGCGCUUGAAGCUGUUGCGCUCGACCAAGGGACGGGCAAGCUUGCAGCCUGCUCGACGCGCCACAUGUACAUAUACCAGCCGUACAGUGUGGAGUAUGGGGUCUACAAGUGGUCGCUGCAGGGCAGCAUGGCGCUUCCCAACCAAGCCGAUUCCAUCACGACACUCUCAUGGGGCAUGCCGCACGAGAUCGUCGCUGGCAGCGCGGCCCUCACUCUCUUCAACACCCACAGCACCAUCGAGUGCAUCUGGACCAAGGAGCUGGCCAAUCCCGUCAAGUUCGCUCACUUUUCUCCCGACGCCGAGCUCAUUGCCUCGACAGGCUGGUACGACCGAUUGCUGAAGAUCUGGCGACGACUCGCAUUCGGCACGGCGGACCAGCGCUUCGACUACUACUACCUGCCACACCCCCAGCCCAUCACGGGCGUCCACUGGCGACAACCAUACAAGGACCAGACCGCCGACAACGUACUAUACACAAUAUGCGCAGACUACAAGGUGCGCGUGUGGGUGCCGGGGGAGCACCACGGCGUCGACGGCAUGCAUUUGUGGACCGAGGUCGACUUGCUGGGCUCAAUCGAGCCAGGCCUUGUGUCGCAAGAGAAGCAGUCGCGGAAACGAUACGCCUUCUUCAUAGACGGAAAGCACUUCACACACGCGACAGAACGAGCGAUGGCGCAGGCUUCAGCAGAGGAGAAAAGCCACGGUGUUGCGCUGCACCAUCUCAUCGAGGUGGCGAACCGCAGCCCUGAGAUAUGUGUAGUGCUAGACGACCAUGGGAAUAUGUCGGCUUGGGGCUUUGAGAACAUUGGUGCUAGGGUCAAGCUGGUCACCGACGUUUUCAACAUUGUGCAUGUCGAUGGGCUACAUUUGCACUUUGCCAACCAACCCGAGGCUAUCGAGGACAACGUCCAAUUCUAUGCAUUCAUUGGCGAAAGGCCUGACUCGGACUUCACCCUACUGUCACAUCACUUCGAUGGCCGGAUAGAGUGGCUUGAGUCACGAAUCGACUAUCUCUUCGAUCCCUCCCCGCAGGCACAGCGGAUAUCGAGAAAGGCGAUCUGGACGGGACAUUCGCACGCUAUCAAGAAGGUCAAUCGUACAGCCAGCGGCCGAGCUCUCGUCUCGAGAACGGUCACAGACGAGUGCAUAGUGUGGACGCAACGGCCGACAGAGCACGGAACCACACUGCAUCGACACAGCACUGUCAAGGUCAGCGAGCACAUCCACAGAACGGCAUUGCUACAGGACGGCAACUUUGUCGUCUUCUUGCACCACAAUCACAUCGCACUGUGGGAUACAAGAGGCCCUCUAGCGGUAGAAAUCGCAAGGCUGGAGUACAGACUGCAAGGCAAGCCUCUUUGUCUGCUUGCAAUCCCAGAAACCGAAGUUGGCGGCCGUUGCGUACAUAUCGCGACCAUCAGCUCUGAGAUGAAGGGUAUAUGUUGGGAAGUCACAAUGCCCUUGCUCACACGAGAUCCUGUUACCGGUCGCAAACGCUCGACCGUUGUGCCUCACACAAACGGCUACACCAACGGGCAUACUGAGAUUUCACUAGAUCAAUACAGUACCUUCGACUUGGGGUCUGAGGAUGAUCUUGCGUUUAUACUGCCCGUCGAUCCAGCUGGUUCAGCGCCAGUCAUCUCAGGCUUUCUCGAUACUUUCGCGCGCGACAUUGCGAUUUCGUAUAGCAAGUCCGGUGUGAUCAAGUCUUGGACAGCUCGUGUCGACACCGAAGAGCACAAGAUAGAUUGGCUUCUUACCUCGACCGUGGACACCAACGUACACGAGCCGUCACUCGCCAGCGGUACAUCUAUACGGAAAGCAGCUCUUGUAGAUGCUGAGAAGACUACCUUGACCAUCUGGAAUACUCGAAGUGCACAGCUCGAACACGAAGAAACUUUUGAUGGACAAGGCGUCAUCCAAGAUCUCGACUGGUCUUCCACUCCGGACAAUCAGUCCAUUCUUGCUGUGGGAUUUCCACAUCGAGUCGUCAUCUAUGCGCAGCUACGAUAUGACUACCUGAACGAAGGUCCAUCAUGGGUUCAGAUUCGAGAUGUGCGCAUCAGAGACAUCACUCCCCACCCCAUCGGCGACUCAGUAUGGUUAGGCAGUGGCAACCUCGUCAUUGGUGCAGGCAACCAACUGUUCAUACAGGAUGAACAUGUCGAGGUGGACGAGGAGUUAUUCCCUAGUCUGCGGAUGAUCUCUCGCAAGACUGCUUCGAUUGACAUCUUUGCAGCAGUGAGCCGGCUCAACGGUCCGCUACCCAUAUACCAUCCUCAGCUUUUGUCGCAAUGCGUUCUCUCUGGGAAAAUCGUACUCGUCCAGCGAAUCUUGCUACGACUUUAUCAGAAGCUAAAGUUUUGGACGGAGGGUGAGGAGCUGAAGAGUUCUUUGGGCUUCCUACCAGAGGAUUUCUCCGAGGAUGAGGCGCAUAUGACGGCAUCCAAGAGAGAGGUGCAGUCAUCGUACGCUGACUUCUCCGACAACGAUGAGCCGGAAACUGUGACUGAGGAAGUAGCCGCCAACCUCAAAGAUCUCCUAACCACCAAGCAAAUGCCUCUGUUGUCGAGUCGCGAGCAAUUCCGCCUUGCCGACAUUAUCGAGUGCAUAGGCAUGGUCGAGAAGCACCGCCGAUCCAUCGAUGACAACGCAGGCCGUUUCAUGCUGUUCUUCCGACAACACGUGCUGAGCGAAUCACAGAAAGCACCCCUCUCGUGGCGCGAAAUCGUUUGGGCGUUCCACUCGGGAAGCCAGGACAUCCUGCUAGACCUCGUGAGCAGGCACUUCAACGGCAAGAUGAUGUGGCAGCACGCUAGGCAGUGCGGUGUAUUCAUGUGGAUGUCUGAUAUCAACGCCUUGCGUGCUCAGUUCGAAGUCAUCGCUCGCAACGAGUACACCAAAACCGACGAGAAGAACCCUGUUGAUUGCUCAUUGUACUACCUUGCCCUGCACAAGAAGGCUGUGCUGGUCAGCCUAUGGCGAAUCGCUACUUGGUCCAGGGAACAAGGCGCAACACAUCGCUUGCUAUCGAACAAUUUCCAGGAAGAGCGAUGGAAGACUGCCGCGCUGAAGAACGCAUAUGCACUGAUGGGCAGACGGAGAUUUGAGUACGCCGCUGCGUUCUUCCUGCUUGCUGAUCAUCUCCAAGACGCGGUACAAGUGCUGCACAACCAGCUCAAGGACACACAGCUGGCCAUUGCUGUGGCGAGAGUCUACGGCGGCGACGACCAUCCCGUGCUGCUCACCUUCCUUAAGGACAAGAUUCUUCCCCAAGCAGCACGUGACGGCAAUCGCUGGCUUGCAACAUGGGCGUACUGGCUUCUCGGCCGCCGCGACACCGCCGUUCGCUCCCUCGUCACGCCACUCUCACGCCUCCUGUCGCCGCCCGAGACCCCAAACUUCCUGUCCAAGUCAUACCUCACAGACGACCCGGCUCUUGUAGUCCUCUACAAACAGCUCCGCGAGAAAUCCCUCCAGACGCUCCGCGGCGCAACCAUGAUCGGCAUGCGCGAGGAAUGGGAGUUUGUCCUGCACACCGCCAACCUGUACGAGCGCAUGGGUUGCGAUGUGCUCGCUCUCGAUCUCGUCAAGAGCUGGGAGUUCCUGCUCACGCCGCCCCCGAAGAUCGUACCCGGGCGCCCACCACUCAGCCCGCUUAUGCCGCGGGACAGCUUCCACGCAAACGGGCCGAACCAGGCUGCCACGGACUUUGACUUUGAUCCGAGGAAGUUGCUCAGGCGGAGGAGUAGCUUGGUCGUCGCGGAUCUGCCAGCUAGAGAGCAUGUGAAGAAUGAGUUGGCGCAGACCGACGGUGCGGUUGCCGAAGAGAGCGAGGACGACGGCAACACAGGUGAGGACGACGACAAAAAAGAAGAAGAGGAAGAAGACGAAGAGGAGGAGGAUGAGGAGGAGGAUGACGACGAACCACCCAAGCCAGCACCCAAAAAACCACCCCCAACCCAAUUCCACGAACCGGAUGCAAACAGCUUGCUCGACGCUUUCGGCUUCUAA
Molecule: messenger RNA, 4176 nt
Organism: Ascochyta rabiei
Lineage: Eukaryota; Fungi; Ascomycota; Dothideomycetes; Pleosporales; Didymellaceae
Product: regulator of (H+)-ATPase in vacuolar membrane
Exons: 5
Coding region: 1-4176 (1391 amino acids)
Biological process (GO): vacuolar acidification
Cellular component (GO): RAVE complex
Molecular function (GO): protein binding
Source: RefSeq, a predicted model, not a curated record